ACCCCGCCACACUCCCAGCGGCAGGCAACGUUGCAUGAAGUGGUGGGGAGUUGCCCGUCAACCUCCAUUGCGCAAGCAAAUCCCCCACGAAACCCAAGUGCCUUCCGUGUUUCGGUUGCGGCGAUCACACCUACAAAAUGCACAGGUGCGAGCAACCCACCGGGCCUUUCCAAGAACACCACUUUGUGUGGCUCCCUUGUUUCUCAUCCUGUGCGGACACUCUUUUUGAGCCGACCUGCCGCCGCAACUUCCGCAUCGGCCUGCUCGUCGGUGAAGCCUAGCGGUGGGGCGGCCACUGCUGCUUCUGACGUUGCCUCUGCAGCUCGCAAGGAGGAGGCCCUUAGCCUGGCGCCGGCGCCGCGCUCUGAAGAAUUACGCCGUUAUAAUGCCCGUCGAACGCUUUUCACGCUUGGCAGUGUUGUGGUAAAGCGUCCAAGGACGGAUGACAGGGAGGAUCACACGCCGUGA
Messenger RNA from Trypanosoma conorhini, 468 nucleotides. RefSeq names its product DNA helicase. The record is from RefSeq and is a predicted model, not a curated record. NCBI's taxonomy places the organism in Eukaryota, Euglenozoa, Kinetoplastea, Trypanosomatida, Trypanosomatidae. The annotation marks the transcript as partial. The transcript has a single exon.